AUGGGCGUCGAAUCUGAUUGGAAUAAUCUAGGGAAACGAUUGCUUUCAUGCUAUGCAAAAUGUGUCCUCGAAGACGCCGAGAAGCUCGACGGCAAACGCCCCAUUAGAUUGAGAGAUCGAAGAGAUGCACAGUUAGCGAACACCAUCACUUCGUUGGUUCAUCUGAUGGAUCGUUAUAGGGAUGAGGGCAGUACAGAAAAAGCAUUGGACGCCGUGGAUUUAGGAAAGAUCUUCGAAAGACUAGAACAGAGGGAGAAGUCUCAGAAGGACGAAAUCUGGGGAUACGAAGACCUCCUCGUCCAGGAGACACUUGCAUUCUUUAAAAACGACUUCUUCAAGUGGGUUAACAAACCGCAGUGCCCACAAUGUGGUAAGGAUGGCGACAAUAUCGAACUGACCGGGAUGGCUGGACCUCCGGCAAUCAAUCCUGAUGAAAUUGGUCACAUCGAAAAGUACCAUUGCAAUGUCUGUAACAUUGAUGUUGACUUUCCCAGAAUAAACAACCCUGUCAAGCUUUUGGAGACUAGACGAGGAAGAUGUGGAGAAUGGGUCAAUUGCUUCUUAUUGGUACUUCAAGCCGUUCUUGGACCGGACGCUCAACUUCGUUAUAUCUGGAAUAUGGAAGAUCACGUCUGGUGCGAGUACUACAGUCAAAAACAGCAAAGAUGGGUGCACUUAGACCCCUGUGAGAACGUGUUUGAUGAACCUUCCCUCUAUUGCAAUAACUGGGGAAAGCAAAUGAGCUAUGUCAUUGGAAUCGGUAACCACUACAUCGUUGAUUUAAGUAACAAGUACGUUGUCAACGAGGAGAAGCGCAUUCCAAAACUGAGUGUCGUGUCGAGCGAAGAAACGAUACUGAAAUAUAUCAAGUACCUUAAUGCUCGUCUUAUGCUCAUCUUUUGGCAUAACAACAUAGAGCCCAACCACGAGGAUGAUAAGUAUGACAAGCUCUAUGAGGAUCUCAUACUCAUACAUAAUAGAGAGCUUUUGACACUUCAAAAGACUGAUCAGCGUCACACAGACAAGACAAGCACACCGCAAGGAAGACAGACAGGAAGCGCAGAAUGGACCAAGGCACGCGGUGAAGAUGGCGCCUGA
Messenger RNA from Candidozyma haemuli, 1098 nucleotides. RefSeq names its product peptide-N4-(N-acetyl-beta-glucosaminyl)asparagine amidase. Gene Ontology annotation, cellular component: nucleus; cytosol. Gene Ontology annotation, biological process: protein quality control for misfolded or incompletely synthesized proteins; glycoprotein catabolic process; protein deglycosylation. The coding region runs from base 1 to 1098 and encodes 365 amino acids. Gene Ontology annotation, molecular function: peptide-N4-(N-acetyl-beta-glucosaminyl)asparagine amidase activity. The transcript has a single exon. The record is from RefSeq and is a predicted model, not a curated record. Lineage: Eukaryota; Fungi; Ascomycota; Pichiomycetes; Serinales; Metschnikowiaceae.